AAGUUCGGUUGUGGUCAGUUUCCACGUCAGAGAAAAGAGCGGAGCCGGUGUUUGUUGUUCCGAGGCCGCUUUUCUUCGGCUACGCGGGCCUGUGGCUGACCUGGCUCCCGAAAUGCCAAGACGGCUGUCGACGCCCGCCAAAGCCGGCCCCGUUUUGAACGACGCCGGAUGGAUGGAAGGGACUACCAGGAUUGUAGAUAAGAAUAUUUACACUGUACAAGGUGAAAUCAAUACAGUAAUAGGAGCGAUAAAACGCAGUGCAAGAUGGAGUACUCAUGUACGUUUGGAUGAAGAACGUGAUCCCUUAUUGCACAGCUUCAGUGUUUUGAAAGAUGUUUUGAACAAUGUAACUGAACUUUCAGCCAUUGAACCUAUUGUUUUUCUUCGACCUUUUCUGGAAGUUAUUCGAUCAGAAGAUACUACAGGCCCGAUUACUGGACUGGCUCUGACAUCAGUAAACAAAUUCAUUUCAUAUGGACUAAUAGAUUCAAAUCAUGAGGGCACAGCUGAGGGAAUGGAAAACUUGGCAGAUGCUGUAACACAUGCCCGAUUUGUGGGCACAGAUCCUGCAAGUGAUGAGGUUGUCUUGAUGAAGAUCUUGCAGGUCUUGAGGACUCUCCUCCUUGCUCCAGUUGGAGCUCAUCUCACAAAUGAAUCUGUGUGUGAAAUCAUGCAGUCUUGCUUCCGUAUAUGCUUUGAGAUGAGGCUUAGUGAGUUAUUGAGAAAAUCUGCAGAGCACACUCUGGUCGACAUGGUACAGCUGCUCUUCACAAGGUCAUCUCAGUUUAAAGAGGAGCCUAAGAGCUAUGUAGGGACCAACAUAAGAAAGUUGAAAAUGAGAACAGGAGGGAUGAGUGAUUCAUCAAAAUGGAAGAAGCAGAAACGAUCACUAAGAAACUCUUGCCAUGUAACCAAGGUAUCUCAAGGAAUAGAACAGUCAUCAGCCAACGGCACAGGUGAGGUCAAUGUCACUGAUGUACCUUCUCCAAUUUCAUCUGGAAAUUCAGAAAACGUAUCUUCUAUAGUUAGUCCUGUCACUGACAGUGGUUUAGAAUUAUCUUCCCAAAUUCGCUCAAAGGAUGAUCUUACAGAUUUACAACUUGUCAAAUCUUUGGGAAUCAGUACAACAAUGCCCUUAAAUGAUUUUAGAGCCAGAGAGCAGUUAGAACCACAGAAUGAAUGUCCUCAGAGGGAAAAGACUCCAACUGCCUCAGUAGAAUCCAUCCCAGAGGUUCUUGAAGAGUGCACUUCUGUAACUGAACACUCAGAUUCUGUUUCAAUUCAUGACAUGGACUAUGUUAACCCUCGAGGUGUACGAUUUACUCAGUGUUCUCAAAAAGAGGGAACAACAUUAGUCCCUUAUGGAUUGCCCUGUAUUCGUGAACUACUGCGUUUCCUCAUCUCCCUCACGAAUCCACAUGACCGACACAAUUCUGAGGUGAUGAUCCACAUGGGUCUACAGCUACUCACAGUUGCUCUUGAAUUGACUUGUGUGGCAAACUGCCCAUCUCUCUUAGGACUUAUAAAAGAAGAAUUAUGUCGGUAUCUCUUUCAAUUAUUGAACAUGGAGCGGCUCAAUUUAUAUUCAGCUUCCCUUAGGGUUUGCUUCCUUUUAUUUGAGAAAAUGAGAGAGCACUUGAAAUUCCAACUGGAGAUGUAUAUCAAGAAACUGAUGGAGAUCAUCACAGUGGAAAGCCCCAAGAUGAUUUAUGAAAUGAAGGAGAUGGCCCUGGAGGCUAUAGUUCAGCUAUGGAGGAUUCCUAGCUUUGUAACUGAACUCUACAUUAACUAUGACUGUGACUAUUACUGUGCUAAUCUUUUUGAAGACCUCAGCAAACUACUAUCCAAGAAUGCUUUUCCUGUUUCUGGACAACUGUACACUACUCAUUUGCUGUCACUUGAAGCAUUGUUGACAGUGACUGAUCAAAUUGAAGCACGGUGCCAAGCCAAAGUACUCAGAGGCAUAUAUCAGCAAGAGAAAGAAAUACUAAAACCAAAUGCAGAAAUUGCCAAUAUCAUUAGAGAAGCAAUUACUGAAGAACUGCAAACAAAACUUAAAUCAUCCACUGCAGAAUUACCGGAGACAUGUUCAUCGAGUAAUGACUGCUUGGCGACCUCCCACUUGAAACAGCAAGACUGUUUGAAUUCAGAUAUGGAAAAUGAUACAGAAAAGAUCAUCCCAAGAAAGCCUACUCGAUUUUCCUGCUUCCUACCCAGAACACAAGAACUGAUAAUGAUUAAGAAUAAAAAAAAGCUCUUGAUAAGUGGUUCAGAGCACUUCAAUCAAAAACCAAAAAAAGGAAUACAGCUUCUUCAGGAGAAAAAUCUCUUGGCUACCCCAAUGGAUAACAAUCAAGUGGCCAAAUGGCUGAGAGAAAAUCCUAAACUGGACAAGAAAAUGAUUGGGGAAUUUGUGAGUGAUCGAAAAAAUGUCGAUUUGCUGGAUAGUUUUGUCAGGACUUUCCAUUUCCAAGGUUUACGACUAGAUGAAGCUUUAAGACUCUACCUAGAAGCCUUUCGUUUGCCAGGAGAAGCUCCUGUGAUUCACAGGCUAUUGGAAGCCUUUACAGAACAUUGGCAUAAAUCAAAUGGGACUCCAUUUGCUAAUAGUGAUGCCUGUUUUGCUCUAGCCUAUGCAGUUAUCAUGCUGAACACUGAUCAGCACAAUCAUAAUGUUCGCAAGCAGAAUGUACCUAUGACAUUAGAGGAAUUCCGAAAAAAUCUGAAAGGAGUAAAUGGUGGCAAAGAUUUUGAUCAAGACAUGUUAGAAGAUAUAUAUUAUGCUAUCAAAAAUGAAGAGAUUGUGAUGCCCGAUGAACAGACAGGUUUAGUAAAAGAAAACUAUGUAUGGAGUGUGUUGUUGCAUCGUGGAGCCACUGAAGAAGGAGUUUUUCUGCAUGUUCCACCUGGCAGCUAUGAUCAUGACCUCUUUGCUAUGACCUGGGGACCUACUGUUGCAGCUCUUUCCUAUGUUUUUGACAAGAGCUUAGAUGAAACAGUUAUCCAGAAGACUAUUUCUGGUUUCAGAAAAUGUGCCAUGAUCUCUGCUCAUUACGGCCUCAGUGAUGUUUUUGACAACCUCAUAAUUUCUCUCUGUAAAUUCACAGCCCUCAGCAGUGAGUCAAUUGAGAAUUUGCCAACAGUUUUUGGAAGCAAUCCAAAAGCCCACAUUGCAGCGAAGACUGUGUUCCACCUGGCUCAUCGACAUGGUGAUAUUUUACGAGAGGGCUGGAAAAACAUAAUGGAGGCAAUGUUGCAACUUUUCAGAGCAGAAUUAUUGCCAAAAACCAUGGUGGAGGUUGAAGAUUUUGUAGAUCCCAAUGGCAAGAUCUCUCUUCAGCGAGAGGAAACACCUUCUAAUCGUGGGGAGUCUACAGUGCUCAUUUUUGUUAAUUGGCUGACACUCAGUGGCACAGAACAAUCUGGUAUGAGAGGACCAUCCACAGAGAAUCAGGAAGCAAAGAGAAUGGCCCUGGAAUGUAUAAAGCAAUGUGAUCCAGAGAAGUUAAUCACUGAGAGCAAGUUUCUGCAACUUGAGUCCCUGCAGGAAUUAAUGAAGGCUCUCAUAUCUGUGUCUCCUGAUGAGGAAACCUAUGAUGAAGAAGACUGUGCUUUCUGUUUGGAGAUGCUUUUGAGGAUUGCGCUGGAAAAUAGGGAUCGUGUGACUUUCGUUUGGCAGGCAAUGCGAGAUCAUCUUUACCAUUUAUGUAUUAAUGCUAUGGAAUACUGUUGUCUAGUGGAAAGAGCAGUAGUGGGUCUAUUGAGACUGGCAAUCCGACUUCUGCGCAGAGAAGAAAUAAGUGCCCAGGUAUUGCUCUCCUUGCGAAUCUUGCUCAUGAUGAAACCCAGCAUGUUAAACAGGGCAAGUCAUCAGAUUGCAUAUGGCCUUCAUGAGCUUCUCAAGACUAAUGCUGCCAAUAUUCACUCUGGAGAAGACUGGUACACACUCUUUACUCUCUUGGAAUGCAUUGGUUCUGGGGUGAAACCACCCCUAGCGCUGCAACCUACAAGAACAGAGAAUGAUACAGGAGCUCAAUCAGACAGUGAGAUCUCCUAUCAUCCAAAUGAAACCAGCCUAGAUCGUGGCUACACUUCUGAUUCAGAGGUAUAUGCAGAUCAUAGCAAGCAAGGUAAAUUGCAUCGUUCUGUCACUGAUGUAGAUGUGGUGAACAGUGGCUGGCUUGUGGUUGGGAAAGAUGACAUUGAUAAUUCAACCAUGGCUGGACUUUCCAGACUAGGAAAUUCUCCCCUGGUGAAUCAGUAUAGUCUGACUGUGGGAAUGGACCUGGGUCCUCAUAAUACCAAAUCUCUCAUGAAGUGUGUUGAGUCCUUAUCUUUUAUUGUGCGAGAUGCAGCUCAUGUAACACCUGAGAACUUUGAGCUGUGCGUCAAAACAAUCCGCAUCUUUGUGGAAGCCAGCCUAAAUGGAGGGUGUAAAUCCCAGGAGAAAAGAGGAAAAAAUCAUAAAUACGACUCCAAAUCAGCACGGUUUAAGAAGAAAGCAAAGGAAAACUCUCUGAGACACUUUAAAACCUCCAGCCAACAUCAGCACCGUUCCACUAGUGAAGAUGAGGAUGAGGAUGAGAGUGUCCCUGCCAGUUAUCACACUGUAUCUUUACAGGUUAGUCAAGACCUGUUGGAUCUAAUGCAUACCCUUCAUACACGAGCUGCUACCAUCUACAGUUCUUGGGCAGAAGAGCAGCAGCAUCUGGAAACUUCAGAGAAGAAAAUAGAAGCAAAUUCUCGAGCAUUAUGGAUCAAUUGUUGGUGCCCAUUGUUGCAAGGCAUUGCUUGUUUGUGUUGUGAUGCAAGAAGACAAGUACGGAUGCAGGCACUGACCUACUUGCAGCGGGCUCUUCUUGUGCAUGAUUUACAAGCUCUCGAUGCUUUGGAAUGGGAAUCCUGCUUCAAUAAGGUUCUAUUUCCUUUGUUGACCAAACUUCUGGAAAAUAUUAGCCCGGCAGAUAUUGGAGGGAUGGAAGAGACCAGAAUGAGAGCUUCAACUCUACUCUCCAAGGUCUUCUUGCAACAUUUGUCCCCACUCCUCUCUCUCCCAACAUUUGCUGCUUUAUGGCUGACAAUAUUGGAUUUUAUGGAUAAAUACAUGCAUGCUGGCUCCAGUGACUUGUUGCCAGAGGCCAUCCCUGAAUCACUGAAGAAUAUGUUGCUAGUAAUGGACACAGCUGGGAUAUUCCAUAAUGCUGAUUCACGAACAGGCUACUCAGAUCUAUGGGAAAUCACCUGGGAGCGCAUAGACUGCUUUUUGCCAAAACUACGAGAUGAGCUCUUCAAACAGACAGUCAUCCAAGACCCAGUUUCUACCUUACCAGUAGAAGUACAUCCACCAAAAGCAUCAAUAUCUGCUCAGACACAUUCCUCUGGAGAAGAUUCCAGACCAUCUACUCUUUCAGCAUCAUCUGAGAAGUCUCCAGAACUAGCAGCCAGUGAUUCUGAGAAUGCCUGCAUUCACUUUGGAUCACAUUUUGCCUCUCCAGCAACACCUGGGAAGAUGAACCUAGCUACAGAUAUUCCAGCAGUGGCACAGCAGCCUCUUAUUCUUCAACCACUAGCCUCCCCCUUACAAGUGGGAGUGCCACCUUUGUCUCUGCCUAUAAUUCUGAACCCAGCUCUCAUAGAGGCAACCUCCCCGGUACCUCUUUUGGCUACCCAGCAGUCUACUGACUCCAUCACAAUUUCUGAAAUAAAUUAAAAAAAAAGGAAAUGACUAAAGGAAUGAUGGAUUCUGAUCAUGCUAUGUCCAACUGAAGUUAUGCUUGCCCUAAGCAAAAGAGUAGCAUCCCAAAGUAAACAUGCUAAGGUGACAAUCUUGCAGCUCCUCCUUCCUUUAAAGUUAAAGUUUUCAGUAGAGACCUGCUUUGUUUUUUUCAGAAUGGAUACUGCAAGAUACUGUUAGAAUCAAGCAAAGAAAUAUCCAGCUUCUGUAUAAGUACAGUACUUUGCUUCACUGUCAGCAUUCCUUGCACAGGUUUACUUUAGGACCAUUCUUUCGCUCUUGAAUCGUCAGGGAUUUAGGCUUGUACUUUUGCCAGAGUAAACUGAACUUUCUGAGAGGAUUAGAAGGGUCACUGAACAAUAUUUGAAACUGUGGAAAAGCUGCAUCUAAAAUAAAAGCAAGAAAAUAAUAAUCUCAGAUUGCCGUGUAAGCUUCAUUAGGGUUAGCAUCGGUGGUGUGGUGCUUCCUUUUUAUUUUAAAAUUGCUGAAGGUCUUGCAGGCAUUCCAAUCUAGUGUUAUAAAAGGUACUGAUGUGAAGUGAUUGCAAUAGGCAAAAAAUAGCCUCUACUCCUUCAGGAAUGGACUGCAAAAUGUUUCUUUCUAUCUUUUUUGCAGUCUUUCACUUAAGAAAGGCCAUUUCUCUCCUGCAUAAGCCCAGAAAUAAAAUGUGUUUUAACUAGGGCUCCCACCAGGCUAAAAUUCUCUACAUUCAAUGCAGAAUCCCACUGGCCAAUGUCCCACUGUAUGGAACAAUAGGUGAUUGUGUGUGAGUGUGCAUGUGGAUUUGGGUGUUUGUAUGUGUGAGUAUGUAUGUGUGUGGAGUUAAAUGACUUUAGGAUGAAAUAAAAAUUGCCUGUAAAUGAAAUGUGGCUUAGAGGUUUAUUUCCUUACAUAUCAAAUAUGUUGCCUUUUUAUUCUAGAUUGUUUUGGAAAAUUAGAGUAUCGCUAUUGACCAAUUAUGAAGGAUCACCCUUUUUGAAACAAGAGGUGUGUGUGUGUGCAUGUGUGUGUGUUUGAAUCAUUGUUGACUCCUGGCAACUUCCUGGACUAGUCCCUGCAGUUUUCUUGGAAAGAUUUUGGAAGUGGUUUGCCCUUGCCUGCUUGAGAGGGUGUCACUGGCCCAAGGUCACCCAGCCAACUUUGUGCCUAAGGAACUGGAACUCACUGUCUCCCAGUUUCUAAUUUGGUGCCUUAGUCACUACACCAAACUAGAUCUCUAGAUGGACAUAGUCCUACUGUCAUACAUGCUCCUUGGUCAUAGAAAAAAAAAAGAAAAAAUACAGACUUUCUUUGGACCUAAAAAUAUAAUUGUGUAAUUGCAUCUUACAAAGUUCAUUGAGUUGAAAUAUGUCUAUAUUUCAUAUUUAUGGUUUUUUGUCAUUCCUUAGUAGACUAAGAAUGAAAUCUGACUCUUUCUCCCCCAGAAGGUUUUUUGUCAUUCCUUAGUAGACUAAGAAUGAAAUCUGACUCUUUCUCCCCCAGAAGCAAAAAAUAUAAAGGCAAUGUCUAUUGCAGUGGAACUGAGAGCCCUUCAGUCCUGCUUAUAGGACUACAGUAUCUAGUAUCCAUCAGAUUCCCUCUUUCUUUCUUCAGUGUAGCCAAAUUCUAUAGGUCCAACAUGUGUCCCACACGGAUUCUUAAAUAAUAAUAAAAGAGAUGUCUCUCUUUGGAAAUAACAUCCAAAGAAAAGGCAAACAAAGGGAUAACACUCUGUGCACUAAGAGAGAUAAUAUACUGUGGAUAUAAAAAGUCCUGUUAAAACCUGUUUAAAUGCCACAUUUUUAAAAUGUAAAUAAAUCUGACCAAGCUAAAUAACCUCAGAAUUGUUUUCACCUUCAAUACAAGCUGUACAAUUUAAUUAAAAAAAAAACUGAAAUCUUUUAGGGGAAAAAAAUAAUCAAUCCCAUAUAAAGUUCAUCUCUUCUAGUAGGAUUUUUCUGACAUUCAGUUGCCUGUUACAGCAAAACUCAUGGUCUGCAAAGAGCUUAUGAAACAUCAAAGAUGUUGAUGUUUUCCAUGUUGGAAGAUAUCAGUCAGGAGAAGGAUACAAAACCAUUUCCAAGGCAUUGGAUAUACUAUGGAAUAGAACACAGUGAAGACAAGUAGAGAAAAUAGCUCAACAGUGAAGAACUGGGACUCCUCCAAAAUUGAUGAAAAUACAAGAUAACUCGCCCAAAAGGUCUACAGCAACAUUAAAGGUGCUGCAGGAUUUUCUAGCAAAUACUAGUUGUGUUUUACAUCUCCCUUAUUCUUCAUAUGUCUGGGGUAGGGCAGCAAGACAGAGGCCUUUUCUUACAAAGAAAACAUCCAUGCCUGGCUACUUUUUGCAAAAACCUACAUUAACUCUGACAAAAGCAUGUGGGAAAAUGUGUUAUGGUCUUAAUGAGACCAAAGUUGAACUUUUUGGUCAUAAUUCCAAAAAGUAUGUUCGGUGCAAAAACAAUUGUGCAUCACCAAAAGUACAUAUACGUGAAGUGAAGCGUGGUGGUAGCAGCAUUAUGCUUUGGGAUUACUUUUCUUCAGCUUGAACUAGAAUUUUAGUCAAGGUGGAAGAAAUUAUUAACAGUUCCAAGUAUUGAAUUAUGACACAAAAAUGCUGAAGAUGAAGGUGAAUUUCAUCUUUCAACAUGACAAUGACUCAGCAUACCUCCAAAUCAACAAAAGAAGAAUCAACAUCAGAAGAAUAUCAAUGUUUUGGAAUGGCUCAGCCAGAGUCCAGACCUGGAUCCAAUCGAAAAUCUGCAAAGUGGGCUAUGCACAGAAAAUGCUCUCACAAUCUGACAGAUUUGCAGCAUUUCUGCAAAGAAGAGUAGGCAAAGGUUCCCAAGGCAAGAUAUGCCAUGCUGAAAGGCUCCUACGCCAAAGACAUAUGCUGCCUAUAUUGUGCUAAUAAAACUAAUAAAGUAUUAGUUUUAAGAGUGUGCACAUUUAUGCAACCAUUAUUGUAAGUUUAUAAAUAUAUUUUUUCCCAUAAAAGAUUUCAGUUUGGUUUUCAAUUGAAUUCUGCAGCUUAUAAGGUAAAGGUAAAGGUUCCCCUCACACAUAUGUGCUAGUCGUUCCCGACCCUAGGGGGCGGUACUCAUCUCCGUUUCAAAGCUGAAGAGCCAGCGAAGACGUCUCCGUGUCAUGUGGCCGGCAUGACUAAAUGCCAAAGGCGCACGGAAUGCUCUUACCUUCCCACCAAAGGUGGUCCCUAUUUUUUCUACUUGCAUUUUUUACGUGCUUUCGAACAGAAUCUGGGACAAGUAGCGGGAGCUCACCCCAUUAACGCGGCUUCGAACCACUGAACUGCCGACCUUUCGAUUGGAUUCGAACCACUGAACUGCCGACCUUUCGAUUGACAAGCUCAGCAUCUUAGCCACUGAGCCACUGCAUACCUGCAGGUUAAACAGUAUGUUAUAUUAUGAAAAAAAAUUCUGAAAUGAUUUAUCUUGGUCUGAUUUCUUUUACAUCUCAGAAACCUGGUAUGUAUAGGUAUGUAGACUUAUAUCCAUUUUGUCUUCUACUGUGACAGUAAUUUUAUAUAAAUGUUCACAAUGAGUCUGUCAUUUUCAAAAAUUUGAGGAGACCUGUUCUAAGGAUGGAUGGUUACCCAACCUUCUAAGUUCUAUCCUUCCUUGCUCAUUAGUUCUUUAGUGAAAUUAUCACAGCUGUCAUGGUCCUCUACAUCUAAUAAAGCUUGAUUAGUCUUUGUCAAGACUGUCCUUCUUUAUAGGUACUCCUUGACAACCAUUUAACAAUGCUUCAAAGUUAUGACAACCUUGUUCUGUCCCCAACCCCACGCACACACACCAACAGACAUUCAGGAGUUAAAGACCAAACCAGCCGGCAAAAUCCUUUUCCUUAUGACAGUGUUUCCCAAACUUGACCCUUUGAAGAUGUAUGGACUUCAACUCCCAGAAUUCCUCAACCAGGCAUACUGGCUGGGGAAUUCUGGGAAUUGAAGUCCAUGCAUCUUAAAAUAGCCAAGUUUGGGAAACACUGCCUUAUGAUAACGGAACUUGGCAACAACCUAGUGGCUGCCUGUCAAAAGUUUAUUAUUUACAAAGAGGAGAGAUAACUUCUCCCCACUUCUAAUACAUCAAAGGAAAGCAGUUCAAUAAUUACGGAAUUAAAUCAAGUCCAGAGAUACUUUUAGCAAAGUCUAUAGCAAAAGUCCGGCAAUGCAGAAUGGCGUGGAAGCUUUCAGCUUUGUUCGUCACAAGGUUUGACUGGCCACCACGCUCUCUUUUAUGGGGUGUGGUCCAGUGACUCAGCCUAAUCUCAGGCACGCCCUUUCUUCUGUUGCGUGCGCUUAUCUUUGCGACGCUGGUGUGGGUCCAGCCAAGACUUAUUACCCUCAUCACUGUCCAUCUGUGGCUGCAUGGACGUGCUUGGCCCCGCUCUUCGGCGGACACCGAAGGCAUUGCCAGAGAGAAGGGUCCUGGAGAGGGAGACCUUGCCAACUCCUCUCUUUCACACUUGGAGUCCUCUCCUGCCGAUGACACAGGCUCAGGUAACGGAGCCACAACAAACCUCAGAAAAAGUUAUUUAUGACCUGUCCUUAAAAUUAUGACUUUCGUGCUACCCUUACAGACAUAUGAUUGCAAUUUGGGCACUUGGUACCAACUUGCAUUUAUGAGGGUGGCAGCAUCUUGCAGGUAAUUGGCCAUGGCCACAAUGCACCUCCUAUUUCACCCCAGCCCCACCACCACAGCUGACCUACCACAGGCAUUCAUCCUUCACUGGUGCUCCUCCUCCAACAUCAUUGUUCCGUCAUUCCUCCCCGUCCACUUGUGCUGGGCGAAUUACCGAGGCUUGUUUCCGGCCAAUUUGCAGUGCGGGAGCCACACCUCCCAGCAACCAACAUUAUAAUUUAAUAAGAUAUAUGCAAGUGAGAAUAAAUUUUGCCCAGUACGAAGAUACAAAUUGACAAUAUUUGAUUGGGAACUUAAACUUGGAGAAUAUGCAGCAAUGCAAAUCCACUUGAGAGAUAGCCAAAAAUAAAAACUACUGUUGAAGUAAUCUUCAUUUGAGCCCUAAGGAAGGUAAAAAACAAGAAUUGGCCAGUCAUCAAGAAUGACUGCAAAAUGCAGUAGGGAAAAUCCCAAAAUUAGUGAUUUUACACAAUCUUCUAAUUCUCUUAAAAGGCAAUAAAAGGACACAUUUAGUUUAUUUAUAUGCCACUCAUCUCUUUGAUAGUGCUUAGUUAUGCUGACAUUGUUUCUAAUUGAUUUUUAAAAAAAUCAAAUGACCCAAAUAACUGCUACAUAUAGUAGUAACAUCAUCAUGUUGAAAAAUAGAAACUAACACAAAAAUACAUUACUUCACAUGGAAAAAAUUCAGAUGAAAGAGUAGAGGACAAUGUUGCCAACUUGAAACACAAGAAAUGGCCAAGAUUUAGCCAUUCAAUGAAACAGAAAUAUCGCAAUCAAAAGUGUUUACACUGAACUUUCAAAGUGAAAGACAAAUAAGCAAGGGGCCAUCAGAACAGAUUUUACCCAAAAGGGUAAAAGCACAAGAGAAUGCAAUCAAGCCUUGACAAUCACUUUAACAGGGAAAAAAAUGGAAAUGACAUGUUCACCCAAAUUCACUUCAAAGAUAAGAAUAACAUUAGUUAUUCACUUCAAUAAGGAAAGCAGUGAAGGAUUUACAUAGUCUACUCCAGUGAAAACUCAAAAUGCAGUCCAGGCAUUCACAAAAUGGAGUUCUUGGACAAUUUUCUAACCUGUUUGUAAGAAAAUAGAAGUAGUAGCUUUUUCCAAAGCUCCAAUUGAGGUAAAAGACAGCAAAUCCAAUCCAGCAGGAUCUGCAAUUAGUUGAUGGCUUCUUACAGAAAUUCCCAAAAUGAACCAUUUUGCCACUUAAAUCUGAAAGUGGACAGACUAGGCCCUAGUCUGAAAUGUACUUUAAACAUUUCGAUGUUUAGAUAGUUAGAUCUGGAUUAAAACCAUGAUAAUAUAAAAGAUGUAGCAUUUUGCAGGCAGAAAGUGGAACCAAACAGAGAAAUUCCAGUCAGAAUUGUGAGUGGUUGACAAGAGAGUUGGGCUGUGCUCAGUUUGCCUUAUGGUCACCACAAAACUGGCUAGCGGCCUGUGCUUGCCCUUUUUAUCCACCCAGGCAGGCAGAAGCUGACCAAGGGAAGAUUUCAACAUUUCACUGAGCCCUGAUGGUGCAGUGGUUAGAAUGCAGUAUUGCAGACUAACUCUGCCCACAGCCUGGAAUUCAAUCUUGGCAGGAACAAGGUUGACUCAGCCUUCCAUCCUUCGAUAAAAUGAUCCAGAUUUUGGGGGACAAUAUGCUGACAUGUGGGGCAGUGUAGUCUGAGUGCUGUUGUUAAUUAAAGGAGAAGAUGCAAAUCUAUCAGCUGCUGCAAGGGAUUAUAUGCUUUUUACUGGAAGAAUUAUUGAUCCCUUCAAGUGGAAGAAUGUCAAAUCAAGUUGUGGGAAUACACUUUGAUGCUUUCAUGCUUUAAAAAUAAAUUUCACACAGAAUUUAAUUCAAAUGAGAAACCACUCUUAGAGUGGUUCUCAAAUGAGAAAUCACUCAUACUACUCAAAAAAAUGGGUAUUAUUCAAAUCAUAUUAGAUUUUAGUAAUGUGGGUUUAUAAUUUAUAGUUUCAUUGAAUUAUUCUACUUUGUUCAUCUUUAUUGACAUCAUGCUUUGUUUCCAGUUUAACAGUGAUUUUAUCUUUAAAACAAUAUAAUAUAUUCAGUUAUUUAUAUUUAAUUAAUGACGUACUGUAAAACUCUACUUUUCAUGUUUUUGUAAAUAUUUUUCUUCAUAUAUAUUUUAUUAGUUUUUUCUGCCUUUUUCUUGUUUGUUUAUAUAUCCUUUAAACUAUUCAGCAAAAAAAAAAGACCUUGAGCGAUGCUUGCAUCUUUCCCAACUUUCUCACAGUUGAAUUUGAAUGUAUAGUUUCACUAAUUAAUAAAACUAUAUUAUUAAACUUUUA
This is a messenger RNA of Pantherophis guttatus, 12669 nucleotides long. RefSeq names its product golgi brefeldin A resistant guanine nucleotide exchange factor 1 (gene GBF1). Gene Ontology annotation, molecular function: guanyl-nucleotide exchange factor activity. The record is from RefSeq and is a predicted model, not a curated record. Gene Ontology annotation, biological process: regulation of ARF protein signal transduction. NCBI's taxonomy places the organism in Eukaryota, Metazoa, Chordata, Lepidosauria, Squamata, Colubridae.